This is a messenger RNA of Orbicella faveolata, 2471 nucleotides long. RefSeq names its product kelch-like protein 12. The record is from RefSeq and is a predicted model, not a curated record. Lineage: Eukaryota; Metazoa; Cnidaria; Anthozoa; Scleractinia; Merulinidae. Gene Ontology annotation, molecular function: protein binding.
ACGAUCACACUAUAUGAACUAAUGAUACAACUAAUUAGUAAUUGGACCUUGUGUCAUACAUUUCAGAGAGAAAUUGUACUCAUAAUUUCAAAUCGGCCUCGCGCUGCACACUCGUCAAAAUUUGAAAUUGCUGGCCUGAUUACUCCCUGAAAAUUUGUAAUCCAAUCAGUCAAAUUACUAUUAAUAAUUACUAAAUAAAUCACACUCAAUUUGACUGUUUAAUUGUAAUUCUUUUACUCAAAUUAUAUUUUAAUCAUCUACUAUAAAAGUUAUUACUGUCAAACUUACUGUCAAAUAUUGAACACCAAUACAUACAAACAUAUUAUGUCUGGAAUGUUUAUUGUGUUAUAACCAGACACAAGUGGGUAAGCUCCAGAAACUAUAAUAUACACGUUGCUGGGGUUUUGGGGUAUAUUGAUACCUUAAGGCCUCAAAACUAUGCAUCCUGUAUUUUUGUGGACACACAGUGCAUGGUAUGCAAUAUCUUAAGGGGUAGCACAAGUUUUACUUACAAGUUUCUCUGUAACCAGGUGCCAUCUGAGGAGGCAGUUUUUGAAGCUGUGAUUUCUUGGAUCAAGCAGGAUAAAAAGAAGAGAAAGGAUAUGUUGCCUGGAAUGCUGAAAUUUGUUCGUUUGCCUCUUCUCACUCCACGGUACAUAACAGAUAUAGUCGACAGCGAGCAACUGAUAAGACAGAGCCUUGAUUGUAGAGACCUUGUAGAUGAAGCUAAGAGGUUCCAUUUAAGGCCUGAAUGCCGUUAUUCAAUGCAGAACUGUCGAACCAAGUCAAGGGUUGGCCUAUCUGAAGUCAUGUAUGUACUGGGAGGUUUUGGAAAUUUGCAAUCUCCUGUUGAUGUUGUUGAGAAGUAUGACCCUGCAACAAACCAGUGGUCUGUUAUACAGCCAAUGACAAGGAAACGACGCUAUCUAAGUUCAGUGGCCCUCAACAGUAGACUGUAUGCCAUUGGUGGCUAUGAUGCUUCAAGUCGUCUCAAUACUGUUGAGUGUUUUGAUCCGUCAACAGCCCAGUGGUCAGUUAUGACUCCAAUGUUACAGAGACGAGGCUUGGCUGGCGCAACAGCAUUAGCAGGAAAAAUAUUUGUAGCUGGAGGAUUUGAUGGUACAACAAGGCAUACCAGUGUUGAAUGCUAUGACCCAACAAUUGACAGAUGGACCCUUGUUAGUGAGAUGCAAGCCCCCAGAGAAGGAGCUGGCCUUGCUAACCUUGAUGGCAUACUGUAUUGUGUGGGUGGAUAUGAUGGAAACAGUAUUUUAAACAGUAUUGAGAGGUUUGAUCCCAGAACAGGACAGUGGACUGGUUUGGCCCCAAUGAGUACCAGGCGAUCAGGUGCUGGAAUAGUAGUUCUUGAUGGGCAGCUGUUUGCUGUUGGAGGCUAUGAUGGCACCCAACAUUUGUCGUCUGUGGAAUGUUACAGUCCAUGUAAUGAUCAGUGGAUGAGUAUUGCACAAAUGAAGUCAAACCGGUGCUAUGUAGGGACAGCUGUGAUGUGUGGCAAGCUGUUUGCAGUGGGUGGCUAUGAUGGUUUGUCACUGUUGGACACAUUUGAAAGCUAUGAUCCUUUAGUUCAGGAGUGGACACUAAUGCCUUCUAUGGCAACAAGUCGUUGUGACAUGGGUGUGGCUGUUCUGUUUGGACAGUGAAUAAACCCUAAAUUCUUUUAGGUAUUGUAGAAAUGUCACAAAAGGUAAUUGGGUGGUGUGUACGAUGUAGCUUGUCAACUUACAUUUUUAAUUGACAGAUCUUUAAUUUAAUAGUUAUAUAUUUAUAAUAUUGUUAGGAAGAUUAUGAUGUAAAUAUGUGCCUGAAGAGUCAAAACUGGUUAGCUGCUUACAAAUUAGACAAGAAGAAAGGGUUUUUGAGAAUUCGGACUGCAGAAAAAUUUGUACAAUGUUUAACAAGUUGAUACUGAUUUAAUUAUUCUAAAGAAUACUCAAUGUAAGCCAGUGUGCUACGUAAAUAUAAUGAAAAGCAUGGGGGAAAAAGACAGGUUUCCUUACCAUUGUUUAUUUUCAGUUCCUUUAAACAUUUGCAGAUGAAUAGCUAGCCAUUUCAUUACUAACAUAAUGUUUCUGGUAUUGGUUGCAAACAUAAUAUGUAAAUAUGGUUACCAGUCGAUAAGUUUCGGCAGGUGGGCUAGAGUAAAAGGAAAGGUAGGUCAGGUUCUAAGCCCCACAAAAAGGUAGAUUGUGCAGAGCGUAAAAUAAAGGGUGCUUGUUACAUUUUUAUUUCUGAAGGUUAGUAAAUUUUCAUGCCUAAUAUCCCAGUACCUAUGGUGAUUGUUAUUGUGAAUUAAGAGUAGUUCAGUUUUCCAAAACAUCCUAGUUUGCAUAAAAAAAAAAAUCUCCUUUUCAUUGAUUGCUGUUGUUAUGGUGGUAGUGGUUUCAAAUUACACUAAGAUCUCGAUUUUAAUCUUAACAACAGAUGGAAAUAAAUCUUAUGGUUUAAAGAAC